Messenger RNA from Vigna angularis (adzuki bean), 1769 nucleotides. Its product is annotated as dolichol-phosphate mannose synthase subunit 3-like. The transcript is spliced from 6 exons. Bases 687 to 965 code for a protein of 92 amino acids. NCBI's taxonomy places the organism in Eukaryota, Viridiplantae, Streptophyta, Magnoliopsida, Fabales, Fabaceae. Gene Ontology annotation, biological process: GPI anchor biosynthetic process. Gene Ontology annotation, cellular component: dolichol-phosphate-mannose synthase complex; endoplasmic reticulum membrane. The record is from RefSeq and is a predicted model, not a curated record.
GAAAGGCGUGGUGAGCCGGUUGACUCACGGAUUUCAAGGCACUACAUUAGCCAAGGAAGGAUGGACAGGGUCACAGACUUACAUCAUUUGAUUCUUCCAUCUUUUCUUUCUUUUUCUCGUUUUCUCUCUUCUCCCUUCUCUUUCUUCUUCUUAGAUAGAAAACCCUAGGUUUUGAGGGAAUCCAAGGUUCUGGAGCGUAACGGAAAGGGGAAAUUAAAGAAGAGCGAGGCGCGGUUUCGAUAGAGUAAGGGAGAAGAAGGAAUCCGAUGUUGGUGGAGUUAAGUAUAGGGUUCGAGAAAUUAAUUUGAGGCCGAAGAAGGAGCCUAUAAAUAGGAGCGAGAGUGGAUGGUAGAGACACACCAAAGCAAGAAAUUAUAGGAAUCAGAGUGAGUCUGAGAAGAGGUGGGUUUUGAGGCGAGCAAGGGAGAAAGAGAGGACUGGGACUGGGCUGUGAGGACGCGAAGCUAGCUAGAAGACGAGUAGGAACGCAUUCCAGCUAAAUCCCAGGAUCCCUCCUACAUUGUCGUUCACGAUCUCAUUAGCAAUGCAUCAUUGCUUUUUCUUUUACUCUUCAAUUCGCGGCUGUGGUACUCUGUACCCUGAGCAGCACAAGCUGCAACUGUGAUCACGAGCUCUUGUUCAAGAAAUAUUUUUUGGAGCAAAUAUUGGAGAGUAAAGAGUAAUAAAUGAAGCACAUUGUGAAGAUUUUGGCAUUGGUAGUAGCCAUUACGGUGUUAUGGAUUGGCCUUUUACAAACUUCUGUGAUUCCAUAUAACCAUACUUGGCUGCUACCUAUAUAUUUUGUUGUGUCUUUAGGAUGUUACGGUCUAUUAAUGGUUGGAGUUGGUCUGAUGAAUUUCCCAACCUGUCCUCAAGAAGCUCUGUUGUUGCAGAAGCGAUCUACAUCACACUGGAAAGGAUCAGCAUCCUCAUUAUCAAUGAACAACACUGUCACUGAUAUAUAGAGUUAGAGUCUGCAACGUGUUCCUGGCAAGCUCCAAUUAUUCUGUUAAAAAGUAAUAAGGAUUUUUGUGUGGAUCAUCAACAAAACCAACCACCCAAAGCUUAAGCUAUUAUUGGGUAGAAUAUUUUUGCAUCACCAACUUAUGUCCAUACGUUUGUGAAUUUAGUUGGCACUCUUUCCAUAUGCUGGUGGAUAAUAAAUGUCAUCAGCUAAAUAUAUACCUAAUUAUGCCAAGGUAAGGGAUCUCAGCACCAAAUUACAUGUGCUUUACUUACUGCUCUGUUCUCCCUCUUCCGUAUUUGCACUGCAUCUAGUGUAAGAAAACAAUUUUGGCUCCAGAAAUCUUAACUUCAUUCAAAUUACAAUCCAAUUGUCAUAAUGGUCUUGCUUCCUAAUUGCUCGUUUAAGGAAUCCGGUAGAGCUAAUCAUUAUGGCCUGAAUAUAUUAGAUUGUUGUUGGAUUCAUGAUGUAGAAAAAUUGAAGCCAUUGUUCCUAGUUAGAAUUCAGAUAUGUUCUGCCGUUGUGGCAUGUCGCAGAAGAAUGUUGCUUAUUUCAAAUCUUUUCAGGACAUUGUUGAGGCCAAGGAAUAUUUGAAACAGAAAGGAGUUCUCACUCUAAAUUGAUCUGGUUUCAAAUUUAACGAGAUGUUCUGAAUUGGCUGCUGAGAAUUACCCGAUUGGUUGUUCUGAAAGAUUUUUUGCAUCUAACCUUCAUACACUAAAUACUGAUGUGGGAACUAUUUUGGCCAAUGUACACAAACUCCUCAUUACAAUCAAUAGAUGCCUGUUCUGUUUGUGUUCUUUUA